Molecule: messenger RNA, 1544 nt
Organism: Kickxella alabastrina
Lineage: Eukaryota; Fungi; Kickxellomycota; Kickxellomycetes; Kickxellales; Kickxellaceae
Product: S-adenosyl-L-methionine-dependent methyltransferase
Exons: 1
Coding region: 155-1492 (445 amino acids)
Biological process (GO): methylation
Cellular component (GO): cytoplasm
Molecular function (GO): nucleic acid binding
Source: RefSeq, a predicted model, not a curated record
CCGUUAUCAAAUCAGGCAGACUCAAUAAAACCAACCAUUUGACCGGCCAGUGUUGAUUUUUUCCUUCCUCUUUUCGUUUCCACAUUUCUUCAAAUUCACCUCACCCCAGCUCACUAUUUGACUCUCCUUAUUUCAUUUAUACCAACGACCAACAAUGCCUCUAUUCAUUAUAUACUUUGCGCACUACCACGAGGACUUUCGCCUGGCCGAGCUCGAGGCGCUCUCUAAACUUGAAAACGUGAAAAUCACGUACAAGUCCGCCUAUUCAGCGACCUCACCCUUCCUCCUCGUUGAUAUUGCCAGCGCGCAAUUGGCAGCCAAACUUGUCCAGCGCGGCAUCCUCAUUCGCCAGAUCAUCGAGUACUGGGGCAGUCAACCGACCUACUCUGAGCUCUUUGACGAAAUCAAGCAGCAAACCGACCGAUUGGCCGAGUACAAGCACAAGUCGUUCAAGUUUAUUGUUGAUGGGUUUGGCAAGUCCUUGUCGCAGGAGCAGAAGGUUGAGGUUAUUGAAAGCUUUAGUUUCAUGGGGUUUGAGGGUCCAAUCAGGAUGCGCGGGGCGGAGGCGGAGUUUUUUGUAUGCGAGGAGUACGGCGAGUCGGAUAAGCCGAUGCCGCUGGAGACUCCCCAGAUGAUCUGGUUCGGCCGAGUGGUCGGCCAGGGCAGCCGUGAUUUGAUUGAUCGGUUCGAUGUGAAGAAGCGCACGUACUUGGGGAACACCACGAUGGACGCCGAGCUCUCCCUGAUCAUGUCCAACCAGGCGCUGGCACGCGAGGGCUCCCUCGUGUAUGAUCCGUUUGUGGGUACUGGGAGCUUCCUCCUGACAUGCUCGCAUUUUGGCGCGCUCAGUAUGGGGUCGGAUAUCGACGGGAGGCAGAUUCGCGGCACGGCCGGGUUCAAGCGCGGAAUUAAUGGGAUCAAGGCGAAUUUGAAGCAGUACAACUUGGGCGAUCGUGUAUUGGAUACCGCGGUAUUUGAUAUCUGCCAUAACCCAUGGCGCGCUGGCCCACUCUUCGAUGCCAUUGUCACAGAUCCCCCAUAUGGUGUGCGCGCCGGCGCCAAGCGCCUAGGCAGAGCCAACGGCACCAUCCCCGAGUUGAGUCUCAAGAUCGUCGACGGGGUGGAGAACUACAAGAGGGCCGAGUAUUAUCCGCCCACCGUGCCCUAUGAGAUGUCCGAUGUGAUUGGCGAUUUGAUGCAGUUUGCGGCGGAAAAAUUGGUUGUUGGUGGGCGGCUGGUUUAUUGGCUGCCGACGGUGGCCGACGAAUAUGAUCCCAAGGACUUGCCUGUGCAUCCGGCGCUCAGCCUGGUCGCCAAUUCGGAGCAGCCGUUUGGCGGCUGGAGCCGUAGGCUUAUUACGAUGGAGAAGGUCAGGGAGUUUAGUGCUGAUUCUUCGUUGGAGGGCGUAGAUGACCCGGCGCACAAGAACUUCCGCGACAGGUACUUUAGCAAAUUCGAAAAAUUGGAGCUGUGUGAUGAACAGUGCAAAUAAAACUGUAGGCCGGACCCUAUAUGAUUUGUUUAUUUUUAUCCUCGCCUCCUCU